UAUGCCGGCGGAAGCUAACAAACGUAUACGGAGAUACUUCAUGCAGUUGCAGGAGUUUGUUCUUCGCUUCCUGAAAAGUAGCCCAUCUCAUGUCUAACUCAGCAGAAAUGUCUUCAGUCCAAACCUUGAGGACGUUUGUGAACCAGCGACUGACUGCGGCUGCUGAGGAGAUAUGUGGAGUGUUUGAACAGACUUUACUUGUGUACGAGGAGGAGAUCGAGCGGCAGCGCAUACUGCUGGACAUCGUCCUGAAACCGGAGAUCAAACUACACAGAGCAGACCCCCCACCUCCAUUUGUGUGUAAGGAGGAGCUUCUUCUUGAUCAGCAGCAAGAGACUGAGUCCAGUCUGGGUCAGGAGGUCCCAGAGCCGUCACAGAUUAAAGAGGAACAGGAUGAACUCAGUCAGGAAGGAGAGCAGCUUUUAGUGCAGGAGGAGGAGGAGGAGGAGGAGGAGGAGGAGGAGGAGGAGGAGGAGGUGGUGGUGGUGGUGCAGGAUGUCUUCAAAUUGACUCCUGCCAGUGAGGGAAGUGACCAUAGUGAACAUCAGACACUGCAUUCAGAUCCUUACCAGACUCAGAGUCCAGCACAAGAAGAGCCUGAAACCAACGUCUCAUUUAAAUUGACUCAAUCUGAAGCUGACGGAGAGGCCUCUGGAGUUUCAGAACCAAACAGCGACAGACUGCGCCGCUUGCACAGCCGUCAUGUAGCUGCGAGUGAAGGUUACAAACCAUCAACUCAGAGCACUGGACCAAAACAACAAAAUAGAGCUCACAAGUGUGACAGCUGCAGUAAAGAGUUUUCAGACAUGAAGAGGCUGAAAAUGCACAUGAGAAUCCACGCUGCCAAACAGCAUGUCAGAUGUGACGCUUGUCCUAGGGUGUUCAAAAAGCGGUCUGACCUGAUAAAACACAUGAGAACUCACGCCGUGGGAAAGCCUGUCCGAUGCCGAGUCUGUGGCAAACAACUCCUCAAUCGAGCAAACUACAAACGCCAUCUUACUAUCCACAAAGGCGAGAGACCACACAUUUGCAGCACCUGUGGGAAACAAUUCAUACGCAGAGGGGACCUGAAAAAGCACAUCAGAGUUCACACGGGCGAGAAGCCUUACAGCUGCGUGGACUGCGGAAAGGAGUUUGCCACCACUUCAGGUCUCUCGGAGCAUUUCCGUUCGCACACAGGGGAGAAGCCUUACGAAUGUUGCGUGUGUGGAAGAAGGUUUCUCAACGGCUCUAAGUUGACGGUGCACGCCAGAACCCACACAGGUGAAAAGCCGUACAAGUGCGGCACUUGCGGGAAGGCUUUCUGUCAAAACACAAACCUGAAACGACACAUGUUGACGCAUACGGGGGAGAAACCACACAAAUGCAGCACCUGUGGAAAAUGUUUCGGCAUAACCACGCAUUUGAAGAGACACAUGAUUCUCCAUGCUGUGCUACCAGAGCUUAAAAAGUGCCCCAGUGCUUGACGUAAGAUAUGGCAUUAAUGGACAGGUUUUGCAGAAUCUGUGCACUUGUGCCAUUUGGAUUCCUAAACAUUAUUUGCUAUUGUGAAGAGUCAGGGAUUGGCAGUGCUGGACUGGUGGCAUUGAGAGGAAAUGUGAGGAAUAACCAGGUGCUAUCUCAGGAUAAGGGCAAACAAUACCACAUAUU
This is a messenger RNA of Myripristis murdjan (pinecone soldierfish), 1650 nucleotides long. RefSeq names its product zinc finger protein 771-like. Gene Ontology annotation, biological process: regulation of DNA-templated transcription. Bases 90 to 1466 code for a protein of 458 amino acids. Gene Ontology annotation, molecular function: DNA-binding transcription factor activity, RNA polymerase II-specific; RNA polymerase II cis-regulatory region sequence-specific DNA binding. NCBI's taxonomy places the organism in Eukaryota, Metazoa, Chordata, Actinopteri, Holocentriformes, Holocentridae. The record is from RefSeq and is a predicted model, not a curated record. The transcript is spliced from 2 exons.